CCUCGGCCGGCCAAUUUGCUGGCCUGGGAAAGGACCUGGCUUUGUCAAGCAAAUUUUUGGCCAGUCAAUUUUUUUUUGUCAGUUAAAAUUUAGGUUUCAUUUAAAUAAAGAUCAGAAGUUUUUGGCAGAGCCAAAUUUUAGCUUGUUACAUUGAGGCUUAAAACCAAACACGCUCUAAACCAAACAACCCCUAUAUAAACCCCCCAAAUAGCCUGCCAUAAGCGAGCUACUUCCAUGUCCAUGUACAUGAUGUACCUGAGCUAGCCUUAGCCUGUUCAGCGAGCAACAGAUUUUUUGCAGGUUGCUGUACAGAGCUUGCUCACGCUGAUCAUGGCUAAGGCUCAGCUCAUUGCCCGGUUCGCCAUCGAGGUCGCGCCGUCGCAGCUGUCGUCGAUCGUCAGGCGCCGCCGUGCGCUCCCGAGGAUGCUGGACACGAUAGCCGAGGACGAGAAGGAGGCGGCCGUGGCGGAGCUGUCAUCUUACGCGCUGCUGCAUGCGAAGGCUCCUCGCCAAAAUUCGAGCCGCGCUACCAGGGAGACCGGCAGGUCCUCGGUGCACGGCGAGAGGCGCCCCAUAGCCGGCAACUCGAUGGCGUACGGCGAGAAGCCGGCCAUACUCGCCUAGCCAGGCAGAGGCGGCCGGAGCUCUACACGAUCGGCGCGCGUGCUUCGGUAGCAAGUUAAUUUGCUAGUAUGAUAUGUGUAUUGUCAUGCUCUCGAUGUGGUUUUAGAUGAAGGGAUGCAUGAACUGCGGUGUUGACGUUAUGCGUGCGUAUUAAACUUGCAGGUAUAAACGGAAUUGUGGUCUCGAGUAGUACUACAAGCUUGAACAUGUAACGUUGUUCUUCGUUCAUGGCAUAUUAAUAGCCAAAUAAAAUGGUUCUCAGUCUAUACUUUUACAUAAGUACUCCCUCCGGUUAUAAAAGAGUGAUGUUUCCAAUUACGUGCGGUUAAUAUUUUUGAACUUUGACCAUCAAUAUCAUUUUAAAUAUUUUUGUUGAACUUUUGAAAAUGGUAGAGCUAGUUUUGUUUUGAGAUGUUGAAAAUUGAGGGCAUAUCUGGUCCCUUGCGUGAUUUCGGCCGGUCCAAACUCAUGCACCGGGCGCACAGGCUAGCUCCCCUAACCAU
Messenger RNA from Phragmites australis (common reed), 1127 nucleotides. RefSeq lists its product as uncharacterized. The record is from RefSeq and is a predicted model, not a curated record. Bases 331 to 624 code for a protein of 97 amino acids. Lineage: Eukaryota; Viridiplantae; Streptophyta; Magnoliopsida; Poales; Poaceae. The transcript has a single exon.